CAAAACCACAAAACCAUCACACUCACCCCCUUCUCUCUUUUUCUCUCUCACAGUCGCUCUGUCUCUCCCUCGCCCCCCUCCCCUAGCCGACAUAGGCGAUCUCCCGGCGUCAGCAUCUCCUCCCGCAGCUCCGGCCCGAUCGUCACCUCUUCCCCGCCCCGAUCGCCGGUGGGGAGGGACCGAUUUGUCUUCUUUCCGCCGGUUCGUCAAGAUUUCUGGCGGAUCUCCGCGUGGCCACCCGCAUCCCGCUUUCCAGCUCUUCCGAGCUCUGGUUUUCCAGCUGCCGGUGGAAUUAGGUCUUCGGACUAGUUCUUGAUGGAGCAGAUGUGGACCAUAUAAUUGUUUAACGUAGUCCCAUUAUGCUUGACGAGCACUUCAAUGAGACAAUUUUUGAUGAAAUGUCAGAGGCUACUCUUUGUUGUGAUAGUGCCACUUUUAAUGAGUUUAACCAACGCAAUAAGUCCAGAUGGUGAGGUGUUGCUUAGCAUUAAGACAGCAAUUGUUGGUUCAGAUGGUGUUUUCCUCAAUUGGAGACAAGAAGAUCCUGAUCCUUGUAGUUGGAGAGGUGUAACAUGUGACAGUAGUACUAAGAGAAUUAUUCAUCUGAGGCUUGCCUACCACAAGUUGAUUGGUUCCAUAUCACCAGAAAUAGGAAAGCUAAAUUACUUAAGGCUGCUAGCUCUGCAUGGCAACAGCUUAUACGGUGUCAUCCCUCCAGAACUAGGAAAUUGCACAGAGCUACAAUAUUUAUCUUUGCAGGGAAAUUACUUGAGUGGAAUUAUUCCACCAGAGCUUGGUAAUCUUUUGGAGUUGCAGAUUUUGGAUAUCUCUAGCAACACUCUGAGCGGAACCAUUCCUCAAUCUCUUGGUAACCUCACAAAAUUAACAUUAUUCAAUGUAUCAAUGAACUUUUUGACUGGAAGAAUCUCAUCUGAAGGUGCACUCUUCAAAUUUAAUGAGGCUUCCUUUAUUGGAAACCGUGGAUUGUGUGGAAAGCAAAUUGGUGUUGUCUGCAAGGAUGAGAUUCCAUCACCCUCAGGAGGUUCUCAACUGUUCUAUCCAGAUAACCUAAAGCACCCGUCAAAGAAUUCUGCUAAGCUUGUUACAAGUGCUGUAGCAACAGUAGGAGCUUUGUUGUUGGUGGCACUAAUGUGUUUCUGGGGUUGCUUCCUUUAUAAGAAGUUUGGUAAAGGUGACAUCAGUGGUCCUGCGAUGGAUGUUAGUGGAGGUGCAUCCAUAGUAAUUUUUCACGGGGACUUGCCCUACUCAUCAAAAGAUAUUCUUAGGAAACUAGAGACCUUAAAUGAGGAAAACAUCAUCGGUUCUGGGGGCUUUGGAACUGUAUACAAGCUUGCCAUGGAUGAUGGAAAUGUUUUUGCAUUGAAAAGAAUAAUGAAGACAAAUGAAGUCCUGGAUCGGUUCUUUGACAGAGAACUUGAAAUUUUGGGGAGCAUUAAACAUCGGUAUUUGGUCAAUCUUCGAGGAUAUUGCAAUUCACCUUCCUCUAAGUUGUUAAUCUAUGAUUUCUUACCUGGUGGAAGCUUAGAUGAAGUAUUACAUGAAAGAGCAGAACAAUUGGACUGGGAUGCACGCCUUAAUAUCAUCCUGGGCGCUGCAAAAGGACUUGCAUACUUGCAUCAUGAUUGUUCACCUCGAAUAAUACAUCGUGACAUCAAGUCCAGCAACAUAUUACUUGAUGGGAAUCUUGAAGCUCGUGUAUCUGAUUUUGGACUUGCAAAAUUGUUGGAGGAUGAAGAGUCACAUAUAACCACAAUAGUUGCUGGAACCUUUGGUUAUCUUGCUCCAGAAUACAUGCAGAGUGGUAGGGCUACAGAAAAAACUGAUGUGUACAGUUUUGGUGUCUUGGUGCUUGAAGUAUUGAGUGGAAAACGGCCAACUGAUUCAUCAUUCAUUGAGAAAGGUUUGAAUAUAGUUGGAUGGCUGAAUUUUUUGAUUGUGGAGAAUCGACAAAGAGAAAUUAUAGACCCUUUGUGUGAGGGUGUGCAGAGAGAAAGCCUAGAUGCUUUGCUUUCAGUUGCCAUUCAAUGUGUGUCAUCUUCUCCGGAGGACAGGCCGACAAUGCACAGAGUGGUGCAAAUGCUGGAAUCUGAGGUGAUGACACCAUGCCCUAGCGAUUUCUACGACUCGAACUCGGAUUGAGCUGCAUUACGCUUGCUGUCUGUUAACUCCUGUUUCUUGUGAAAAUGAAGUUGAUACAGCGGCGUCGUUAACGCAUUUUCACAAUUCAUUCA
Messenger RNA from Musa acuminata subsp. malaccensis (wild Malaysian banana), 2252 nucleotides. Its product is annotated as LRR receptor-like serine/threonine-protein kinase FEI 1. Lineage: Eukaryota; Viridiplantae; Streptophyta; Magnoliopsida; Zingiberales; Musaceae. The record is from RefSeq and is a predicted model, not a curated record. Gene Ontology annotation, biological process: protein phosphorylation. Gene Ontology annotation, molecular function: ATP binding; protein kinase activity; protein binding.